AUGGCGACGAGCGAAAAUGUGACCGUCUACAACCUUCUUCCGAGUCCACCCAAGUGGGACAAAGUCAGCAUUUUCUUCGUCUCCCUCUGCGGCACCUGGAGCACUCUCGUUUUUGCGGGAAUGCUAUUUUGCUGGUUCAAUAGUCGAAGUCCUGUGCUGAGAGCUCGCGGGCUUCCUAUCUCUUUCUCCGCCAUUCUUUUGCUGCAUACCUACUGGAUUCUCGCUCAACUCAUUUACCCCUUUGGAAGGACACUCCCGAUUCUUGCCACGUAUGACAUCCAGUACUUCUUCAUGAGCAUCUGGUUCCCUCUUGGCAUCGCUUUGUUACACGCUUCAAACAGUCGCUUCAUCUAUAUUGGCAAGCUGCAGAGGCAAUUCGCCAGUCAACCUCUGGUUCGGGUGAAGUGCAAUGGCGGUGGUUCUUCAGUGCUCUGCCGGUUUAGAAACUUGGACUACACAGGCAAACUGAUGAUCCUAACUAGUGUUGGAAUGAUCUUGCAGGUCGUGCUCGCUAUCGGCAUGUGGGUGGCUUGUCGCAAGUAUCACCCUGCCUAUGGAAUCCCAGGGACAGAGAUCCACGGCGACAACCUUUCAGAGCAGAUAAUCAACUUAGGGAGGGGGUUAGAAUGGUGGCCAUCAGUUCUAUGGCAGGUUCUUUUGGCCUGGAUGGUAGCACCCAUUCUGACCUGGCGGGCUUGGGGAAUCCAUGAUACUAUGGGUUGGCGCACCCAGACUAUUGGUUGCUGUAUCUCCAACCUCCAUGCGACGCCCAUGUUCCUAAUUGCGCAGUAUGUUCCAGCGUUCGAGUCUAUCAAUGAUUACUUCCACCCGAUCCAGUGGAUUAAUCUGUCCAUCAUGAUGUUUGAAAUAUCCACAGUCUUCAUCCCCGUUUUCCAAGUCAUCAAACUACAGAUGCAAUGUCGCAAGGCGGCUGCGUCCCACGCGAGGUGGGAAACAUCCUUCCAGGCCACCGCUAUGGGGUUAUCCCACCUUUUCAGCCAAGUGCGCAAGGAAUCAGCGAUGUCAAUGGAAGCAGGUCCUAUCAUGGAUCAUCUACUCAGCGAAGAGAUGAGCGAUCAGGUAAGCACCAUGGGUGCGCUCGAGUUCGUGUUGAGAGCAAACCCAAGCCCCCUCCAGGACUUCGCUGCGCUCAACGACUUCUCUGGGGAGAACAUCGUCUUCCUCAGCCGAGUCGCCAGUUGGAAGUCAGCUUACUCCGAUGCCAUCCAGGGACCGCGGGAGCUGGAGGCUUACAACGCCGCGCUGCAGAUAUACACCGACUUCAUAAGCCCUCGUUCUGCAGAAUUUCCUCUGAAUUUGUCGGCGACACAGCUCAAGUGUUUGGAGGAAAUCUUCGAGGAGCCUGCGCGUUCGCUGAGUGAGGGGGCAAACAUGGACUCCGCCACGCGCUUCGACAUUGAGCAACCAGAAUCGGUUUCUUCACUGCCAAGGUCAAACUUGGGGCAGAGCAGCGGCGCGCAAGAGGCGAGGGCGAGGUACAUGGGGGAGCUCCCACGCGGGUUCAGCAACUCCGUCUUUGACACCACCCACAGCAAUGUCCUGUAUCAGGUUCUGACCAACACGUGGCCUAGGUUCAUAGAGGAGAUGAAAGAGCGGAAGAGAGUGUCAGGCCAGACGGACUACGCCGAGUCGAGUGCCUCGUCACGGUCACUCAUCGGGCGUAUCCCAAGUCUUUUUCGCACCACCUCCCGAGGUUAA
Messenger RNA from Clonostachys byssicola, 1719 nucleotides. The record is from the annotation of a GenBank genome assembly. NCBI's taxonomy places the organism in Eukaryota, Fungi, Ascomycota, Sordariomycetes, Hypocreales, Bionectriaceae.